AUGGUUUCGAUUACCGCUACCGUAAUGUGGGUCGUCACGUGGGUUCAAAUCCACAUCGUAGAAAUUCGCCAAGGAGCAGAAGGAGGAGGAGGUGGUGGUGAGCCGGGAGGAGCUAGGCUUGGACCACCACCUACUCUGACCAACAUGAUGCAUCUGAUCUCAAUAUUUAUUAUACCAUUAUUAUUAUUAUUAUUAUUAUUAUUAUUAUUAUUAUUAUUAUUAUUAUUAUUAUUAUUAUUAUUAUUAUUAUUAUUAUUAUUAUUAUUAUUAUUAUUAUUAUUAUUAUUAUUAUUAUUGCCCAUGAAAUCAGAGCAGAUACUUAAAAUGAACACAAACGUAGUAAUUCAAGGAUAA
Necator americanus (New World hookworm) is the source of this 354-nucleotide messenger RNA. RefSeq lists its product as uncharacterized. Lineage: Eukaryota; Metazoa; Nematoda; Chromadorea; Rhabditida; Ancylostomatidae. The transcript has 2 exons. The record is from RefSeq and is a predicted model, not a curated record. Bases 1 to 354 code for a protein of 117 amino acids.